Molecule: messenger RNA, 903 nt
Organism: Suillus clintonianus
Lineage: Eukaryota; Fungi; Basidiomycota; Agaricomycetes; Boletales; Suillaceae
Exons: 3
Coding region: 63-650 (195 amino acids)
Source: RefSeq, a predicted model, not a curated record
GCAUCCCCUCUCAAAGACCACUCCACGAUCUUCUUGUAACGACCUUGUAACGACAAUCAACGAUGCGUGCCUCGAUAAUCUGCCUCGUAGUCUUAUUGGCGGCUGCUACUCUUGUUUCAUCUCGUCCAAGUGCUUCUUAUCUCGCCCAGUCUUUUCGGUUGCUGUCGACUGCAUCGUACAAAAGGCAAAGCAGCGGAUACGUUCCUUCGCAAUGCACCUCAACCUGUGAUCCUGUCAACAAUGAAGUGAAUGCUGGAUGCCCUAUAACCACGUGCUGCACCCAGUCCUUUGAAACAAGCUACUACAACUGUCUCAUAUGUGUUGGCACUGCGCUGAAUGCUACAGAUUAUACACAGGCGCAAGCCGAUCUAGACCAACUCUUCGUUUCUUGCUUCGAUUACGGAUAUACACUCCAAGAGCUCACUCUCCCUGGUCAAAACCCGUCCCGCACCCUCUCAACUUCUUUACUUGUUGGCUCUUUGCCUACAGCUACGUCCACGAGUACUCUUUCUACAAGCACUUCGCCCGCUUCUUCUGGCUCGGCAACGUCAUCUACGCCUACAAGCGCUGCGCUGAGGCUGGGCACAGGAGGAAGCGGAGUUUGGGCUUUGGCUGCUGCUGCUGCUGCUAUAGGACUGGUCGUGCUCUAGAGAAGCGGGUUGACUGGGAAACCCCUGUAUCAUUUUUCUUGAACUUUCUUAGAUCAGCACUCUCAAACGUCUUUCCAUCUAGUUGAAAAUCGUCGAUUUCUACGGGCGCUAUACAAUGUACAAACUGUAUGAGCUUCUUUUUGUGUCCUCUGUGAACUGCUGGUCCUCGCCAACAUGACACACCUGGCUAAGUGAGGGAGGUAAACAGUUCCUGUGGCGCGCAACCGAAGUCCAACGCUCAGGCACAACUAUA